Messenger RNA from Zophobas morio, 6120 nucleotides. Its product is annotated as phospholipid-transporting ATPase ABCA3-like. The transcript is spliced from 16 exons. Bases 667 to 5934 code for a protein of 1755 amino acids. Gene Ontology annotation, biological process: lipid transport; transmembrane transport. The record is from RefSeq and is a predicted model, not a curated record. NCBI's taxonomy places the organism in Eukaryota, Metazoa, Arthropoda, Insecta, Coleoptera, Tenebrionidae. Gene Ontology annotation, molecular function: ATP hydrolysis activity; ABC-type transporter activity; ATP binding. Gene Ontology annotation, cellular component: membrane; intracellular membrane-bounded organelle.
GGUGUUGGAUUGACGUGUUUGUGGCCAUCUGGUGCAGUGUGGCCUUGCCCUUGCACUAUUUAUCGUCACACAUCAAUAUACACUUCCUACACACGCUCUGUUGACAAAUUUGAUUAAAAUUUUACCGAAAAAAUUAUCAGCACGUUUUAGUGAUCAAUAUUCACUGAAUAUUAACAAGAAGUUUCUAAGAAGCGGUAGAACAGCUCAGCGUUUUCGCGGAAAGUGGACGAUCAAUUCUGAUCAUUUCUUAGAUCGAUCGAUGAAGGUGCGAGAAAUUAAUUGGUGUCAUUGAAAUAUUUUUUUUUUUUCGUAAAUUAUUAUUAACCCAAUAAAAAUAUUUCGUUGUAUGGUUUUCACACACGUACAUAACUAUAAUGAGAGCAAUUUUUUCAUUAUAGACACUAAAAAAACGUCCUUAAAAAUGAUUCUCCACAGCUUACUAAAAUUCACAAAAUUGUCGCUGGAAAGGUCACUUUAUCAGUUUGAACAAUGAGUUGUUGGUACCUGCGUACAUGGCAUGUCCCAACAAAAUUUAAAUUGAGCGUAAAACGUGCUUUACAUUGCAAAUAAGUUCUCUGUACUCGUAAUGACUUCCAUAUUUCUAAUUAUAAUCGGUUACUAAAUUAUGUAUUAUUAAAAGUGUUUGUGACAGUUGUCUAGAUAAGAAUGUUCGUGACAACAGCAACCAUGGGAAACCAUAUGGAGAAGUUCCUUCUCCUCAUGUGGAAAAACUGGCUCCUCCAAUACCGCAAACCGAUCCAAACCGUAGUCGAAAUCAUAGCCCCGGUUCUCUUUUCCAUACUCCUGGUCAUUAUACGAGGCCUCGUUGACCCUGAGAAAAACCCAGACAAAACCUACGAACCCUUUUGUCUGCUGCCCUUCUACUGUCCCAUCAGUAGCAACGGAUCCUCACCCGACCCAAAUUUCAACAUGACUGGUCUACAAAACAUCUCUUUGGUGUAUUCGCCGGCUACCAACACCGCUUUGAGGCGCUCCAUGGGUAUAUUACAAGAGGUCUUCGGGAACAUAAUCGGGUACAACAACUCCGAGCAACUGGAAGCCCAUUUCGUCACCACCAACGCCACUCUGACGUUCGCGGGUAUCCAAUUUGCCGACUCGCUCGCAAACAAGCAGGUGCUUCCUGACAACCUGGAGGUGUCCAUUAGGUUUCCCAGCGAGCUGAGGAGCUUCACCGAUCUCUUUGGUCAGAAUAACUGGCACACUAAUAUUUUGUACCCGGUGUACCAAGUACCCGGACCUCGGGCGCCCGAAAACAACACCGGAGCCAUGCCAGCUUGGAAGCUACGUAAUGUAUUUGUAAGAAAAACAUGGAAAACAAAUGUAUUGUAUCCGAUUUAUCAGACUCCGGGACCUAGAUCUGCGAGAUCUAAAACCGGUGGUAUGCCAGGGUAUUUUAGCGAAGGAUUUUUAACGCUGCAGUUGGUUAUGACUUACGUGCUGGCGAUCAGUGGGUACUCGGAAGACGUGACUAAUUUGGACGCAGUCAGAGACAAAUUAUUGAGUGUGCUCCCACCGAUGAUCCAGAUGAAACGAUUUCCGUAUGCCAGUUGGAUCGAGGACCCGUUACUACAAGCCCUGGAGAGCUUUGUAGGGAUCCUGAUCAUGUUGAGCUUCGUCUAUACUUGCAUCAACACAGUUAAAGUGAUUACAGCCGAAAAAGAAAAACAACUGAAGGAAGCUAUGAAAAUCAUGGGUUUACCAAACUGGUUGCACUGGACGGCGUGGUUCAUCAAGACUUUCGUUUUUCUUCUAAUUUCGAUCGUUUUGAUUAUCUUGUUGCUGAAGAUUUCGUGGAACCCGAAUACGGAUUAUAGCGUUUUUACCUAUUCCGACCCCACGGUUAUGUUGGUGUUCAUGAUUUUGUACAUGUGUGCUACGAUUACGUUCUGUUUCGCCAUUAGUGUGUUCUUUUCGAAAGCCAACACCGCUGCUACUGUUGCCGGUUUGCUAUGGUUUCUGUCGUACGCUCCGUACCUCUUCCUGCAGCAACAGUACGACAGGUUGACUCUUUCAACCAAACUUUUAGCAAGUGUCGGGUCGAACACGGCCAUGGCGUAUGGGUUUCAGUUGAUGUUGAUGUAUGAAGGCACCAGUGAAGGCAUCCAGUGGUCGAACAUCGCACGACCCAUCACCCCCGAUGACAGUUUAACUCUUGGUCACAUAAUGAUGAUGAUGAUCAUCGACACCUUCAUCUACCUCAUUAUCGCGUUGUACGUAGAAGCCAUUUUACCAGGCGACUAUGGAGUUCCGCAACCUUGGUACUUCCCUUUCACUACCUCGUACUGGUGUGGACGCCCUCGCUACAUCGGAGUCGAAGACUUUGCCAGUAUCCCUACCAACGAAGGUGAAUUUUUCGAAAAGGACCCAUCCAACCUCUCCCCUGGUAUUCAAAUCCGAAACCUACGAAAAACGUUUGGUACUAAAGCGGCUGUGCGCAACCUCUCUCUAAACAUGUACAACGACCAGAUCACCGUCUUGUUGGGUCACAAUGGUGCCGGGAAAACCACCACCAUGUCUAUGCUCACUGGGAUGUUUCCUCCGACGAGUGGUACCGCGGUCAUCAGCGGUCACGACAUCACCACAGACAUGGACGGAGUGAGAGCCAGUUUAGGUCUGUGUCCACAACACAACAUCAUCUUCGACGAGCUCACCGUCAAAGAGCACUUGUACUUCUUCAGUAAACUGAAAGGACUGAAAAAGGAAGCCAUCAAGGAAGAAAUUGACAAGUACGUGGAGCUGUUGGAACUACAACCAAAGGCGAACGCCAAAUCGUCGACGUUGUCUGGGGGGAUGAAGCGGAAGUUGUGUGUGGGGAUGGCGUUGUGUGGGAAUUCGAAGGUCGUGAUGCUGGACGAACCCACAGCUGGGAUGGACCCAUCAGCUAGGAGAGCCCUGUGGGAUUUGUUACAGAAGCAGAAACAAGGGAGGACGAUGUUGUUGACGACGCACUUUAUGGACGAAGCUGAUCUUUUGGGUGACAGGAUUGCCAUAAUGGCCGGUGGGGAGUUGCAAUGUUGUGGGUCGAGUUUCUUCCUGAAGAAGAAGUACGGCGCUGGGUACCAUCUCAUCAUGGAUAAGUCUCCAGCGUGUCAGGCUGACAAGGUUACGCAAGUUUUGCAGAAACACAUUCCUAACAUACACAUCCAUGGUAAUGUGGGUUCCGAACUCACGUAUUUACUGGCUGAAAACCAGUCGUCCGUUUUUGAGGAAAUGUUGCAGGAUUUGGAGCAACAAAGCGACAAGUUGGGUAUUCGCAGCUACGGCAUUUCAUUGACAACGUUAGAAGAGGUCUUCAUGAAAGUAGGGGCAGAUUUAGGUCAAGAAGAAAACUACAACGGAACUCAUUCGGAGGAUGAACCUUGCGAAAAACGGUUCUGGCAGAGGAUUAAAUCCAAGUUCAAAUUGUUUGAAAAUGUCGAAGCCAGCUCGGAGAAUCAAGAAACUAAGUUGACCAUAGAAAACAUCGUACUUCUAACAGGCUCCCAACUAAUCAAAAACCAGUUUUUGGCAAUGUUAAUGAAAAAAACUUUGUCUGUGAUUCGUACCUAUGUUCUACAGUUCAUUCAAAUACUAAUGCCAGUGGCUUUCCUCGUGGUGGCCAUCAUCGUCAGCAGAAAUUCUAACCGACCAGGGGACUUACCAAGUCUUCCUAUAACCUUAGAUUCGUACGACAAACCCGUUACUCUAGUCGAAGAAUUGGUAAGCAGCAAGUACUCGCAAAUGUACUUAAACACACUGAAGGGAUAUGAGGUUCAAAAAGUCGACAAUAUCACCUCAACGAUGCUACGCUUGACGGAAACAAUCCCUGCAACGGUUAGAAUGAGGUACAUAGUUGGGGCUACGUUCGAUUCUGCGUACGCAGGGUUCAUUACAGUGAUUACAGCAUGGUUCAACAAUAAUCCAUACCAUUCCCCACCUUUGGCUCUAGGUCUUGUCCUAAACUUAAUUUUUAAAGAAGUAGUAGGAAAUCAGGGUAGCAUCAGCUUUGUGAAUAAUCCCCUACCAUACACAGCUGAAUCAAAAGUACAACAGUUACUCCAAGGUAACAGUAUGGGUUUCCAAUUAGCGUUCAAUAUCGGGUUCAGCAUGGCUUUCGUUUCUUCCUUCUAUGUACUAUUCUACGUAAAAGAACGUGUUUGCAAGUCAAAACAUCUACAAUUUGUAUCCGGUGUCAAAGUUUACAUUUUUUGGAUAAUGUCAUUCUUGUGUGACCUCGUCACGUUCAUUGUCACCAUAAUAGCAGUAAUCAUCACCCUAGUCUGUUUCCAAGAAGACGGCUUCAGAUCUGCAAACGAUUUAGCACGAAUCUUCCUUCUUCUGUUUUAUUUUGGCUGCUCGAUGCUCCCUAUGAUGUACGUGUCAUCCUACUUCUUCAACGUCCCUUCGACCGGCUACACCAGAAUGACCCUCUUUAGUGUCUUCACAGGCGUUGCGGCUUUCCUAGUGGUGCAAGUUUUAUCAACACCUGGGUUAGAUUUGGAGUACGUUGCAGACACCCUCCAUUGGAUUUUCCUGGUGGUACCUCACUACUCCCUCGCUACAGGAAUCCGGGACACUUUCACUACCUUCGCAACUAACAAAAUGUGCAAAUUCGUGGUACAAACCUGUGUCGAAAACAUGCCUGGGAUGACCGAAAAUGCGUGUUGGAGCAUGGCGUGCCACAAUAACCAGACUGAAGCCCUCAAAGACUAUUGUUGUGUACGCCAACCCGACUACUUCAAAUGGGAAACCCCCGGAAUAGGUCGCAACCUCACCUACUCGUUCCUCUUCGGUUUAAUUCUCUUUGUGGCCAUCAUUCUCACCGACUAUAAGCUCUUCUCGAAAAUCACCGACAAAAUCGUGGAAACGUACGACAACAAGGGUCCGGAAGAAGUACCAAACGAAGACACUGACGUCAAAGAAGAAAAACACAUGAUUCAAAGUACUUCGGAAAGGCAGCUGCAAAAAGACUACAUUCUGGUCUUGAAGGACUUGACCAAGUACUACAACAAACUUUUGGCUGUGAAUGGGCUGUGUUUAGGGGUGAAGCAGUUCGAAUGCUUCGGGUUACUAGGGGUCAACGGUGCUGGGAAAACCACAACUUUCAAAAUGAUGACUGGGGAUGUUAAAAUCACGUACGGGGAGGCUUGGGUUAAAGGUUACAGUAUCAAAUCGCGGAUUAAAGACGUGCAGAAACUGAUAGGGUACUGCCCGCAGUUCGAUGCUCUUCUUGACGAUUUGACGGCGAAGGAGUCGUUGACGAUGUUUGCGUUACUAAGAGGGGUACCAAUGGACGAUUGCAAGUACCUUGCUGAUAAGUUGGCCCGAGAUUUUGAUUUUCAGCGACACUUGAAUAAGAAAGUGAAGGAGUUGAGUGGUGGGAAUAAGCGGAAGUUGAGUACUUCGAUUUCGCUGAUUGGCGAUCCGCCUGUGAUUUAUUUGGACGAACCGACGACUGGGAUGGAUCCUGCGACGAAGCGGUACUUGUGGGAUGCGCUCUGUAAAGUCCGGGAUAACGGGAAGUGUGUGGUACUCACCUCGCAUAGCAUGGAAGAGUGUGAGGCUUUAUGUACAAGACUAGCCAUCAUGGUGAAUGGCAACUUUAAAUGUUUAGGGUCGACGCAGCAUUUAAAGAAUAAAUUCGCUGAAGGGUAUACGUUAACUAUUAAAAUAAAGAAGUCUCCAGAUAGUGUCGAACCUCACGCAGACACUACACAAAUAGAAGAUUUUGUAGCGCGGAAUUUCCCGAAAGCGAAGCAGAGGGAGAAGCAUCAGGAACUACUAACGUACUAUAUAGUAGAUACGAGCAUCCCGUGGUCUAGGAUGUUUGGAAUUUUAGAAAAAGGCAAAAAACAGUUAAAUAUAGAAGAUUACUCUCUAGGACAAUCAAGUUUAGAACAGGUUUUCCUUACUUUCACGAAACUGCAACGUUGAAGUUAGCACUCGACAAAUGACGUCUGAAGCAAAAUAGGUUCAAUGAUUUUAGUUGUUUGUGCGUGCCUUUUCAUGUCAACUAAUAAUUGUGAUACGUAUUUUCAUCGUUGAAGUGUAUACACAAAUCAGUAUUUAUUUUAAUCUUAAGUUAUUACUAAAACACUCUGAAUAAAUUUUAUUUUAAUA